Messenger RNA from Staurois parvus, 259 nucleotides. The record is from the annotation of a GenBank genome assembly. Lineage: Eukaryota; Metazoa; Chordata; Amphibia; Anura; Ranidae.
UGCCAGUCAGUGCUACCUAUCAAUGCCAAUCAAUGCCGCCUAUCAGUGCUGCCAAUCAGUGCUGCCUAUCAGUGCACGUCAGUGCUGCCUAUCAGUGCGCGUCAGUGCUGCCUAUCAGUGCACAUCAGUGCUGCCUAUCAGUGCCAGUCAGUGCCGCCUAACAGUGCCAGUCAGUGUCGCUUAUCAGUGCUGCCUAUCAGUGCCAUCAGUGCCUCCUCAUCAGUGCCCAUCAGUGCCACCUAUCAGUGUCCAUCAGUGC